AUGGCUUUCAACCGCCCCGGCAUCGCUUCAAUGUCGCUUGGUCGGCCCUGGGUACACGAUCUACCCGGCAAGUUGAUGCAAGCCGCAGCCUAUGGCUUCGAGGGCAUUGAACUCUUCUUCGACGACCUAGAUUGUUAUGCACAGCGGGUAUUCGGCGGUGAUCACCACGAAGCCGCUCGGUCAACACGGCGGAUGUGCAAGCGCCUGGGCUUAACAAUUAUCUGUCUGCAACCAUUUUCCUUCUAUGAGGGACUCAUCGACCGCGCCGAGUCAGACCGGCUCAUCAAUGAGAAGCUCCCCAAAUGGUUCACCCUGGCACGGGCGCUGGGCACAGACAUGAUCCAAGUUCCGUCGAACUUCCUGGGUCCAGACCCGAAGACUGGUGCUGCUCGCACCACUGGUGACCGCACUGUGAUUGUUCGUGAUCUUCAGCGCCUGGCUGACUUGGGCGCCGGCGCGGGGUUCCGGUUUGUUUACGAGGCUCUCUGCUGGGGUGAUCAUAUUGAUACCUGGGAGGCCUCGUGGGAAGUGGUCCGCGAUGUCAACCGUCGCAACUUUGGUCUCUGUCUUGACUCCUUCAAUAUUGCCGGUCGUGUAUAUGCCGACCCUGCUGCACCCUCAGGUCGCACACCCAAUGCGGCUGAAGACUUGGCUGCUUCGUUGCAACGUCUGCGCACUGCCAACAUCGAUCCGGCCAAGAUUUUCUAUGUCCAGCUUGUUGACGGUGAACGUCUUUCUGCCCCGCUGGAUGAAAACCAUCCUUUCCAUGUUGCUGGACAGCCUGUCCGCAUGAAUUGGUCCCGCAACGCCCGUCUAUUUCCCCUUGAGGAGUCUCGUGGUGGCUAUCUGCCAAUUGUGGAUAUCGCUCGCGUCUUCUUUGAGGAUAUCGGUUUCCGCGGCUGGGUUUCUCUUGAACUCUUUAGCCGAACUCUCGGCGAGACCGACCCGUUUGUUCCUGCCGACCAUGCUGGUCGCGGUAUUGAGUCAUAUAACAAAAUGGCUCGUAUCUUGAACUGGGAUGAAUCUGCUGAAAACAUCUCGGUGCCAAUCCAAGCGCCCGAGUUACCUGUUCAACACCGCCUCUAG
Molecule: messenger RNA, 1086 nt
Organism: Penicillium vulpinum
Lineage: Eukaryota; Fungi; Ascomycota; Eurotiomycetes; Eurotiales; Aspergillaceae
Product: sugar phosphate isomerase/epimerase family protein
Exons: 1
Coding region: 1-1086 (361 amino acids)
Source: RefSeq, a predicted model, not a curated record